Propithecus coquereli (Coquerel's sifaka) is the source of this 3569-nucleotide messenger RNA. RefSeq names its product cleavage and polyadenylation specific factor 2, 100kDa (gene CPSF2). The transcript has 16 exons. The record is from RefSeq and is a predicted model, not a curated record. Gene Ontology annotation, molecular function: RNA binding. Gene Ontology annotation, biological process: mRNA 3'-end processing by stem-loop binding and cleavage. Gene Ontology annotation, cellular component: mRNA cleavage and polyadenylation specificity factor complex. NCBI's taxonomy places the organism in Eukaryota, Metazoa, Chordata, Mammalia, Primates, Indriidae. The coding region runs from base 250 to 2598 and encodes 782 amino acids.
UCGCCUCCAGCUUCAAAAUGGCGGCGGCCAGUGAGGCGUCCUGCCGGCCGAUCGACAGGAGUGCUGCUGAGUGAACAUCAGCUUUUCUCCCCUCCGAACCUGGAUUCGACUAGGGGUUGGGAAGGGCAGUGGACGGCGUUGGGGGAGGCCUGACGAGAUUUAUAAAGAACUCCUCUGAAUUCAUGGUGUUUCAUUAUACAUACAACUGAGAUAUCAAACCUUUUAGUUUGUUACUACUGGACCAAAAAAAUGACAUCUAUUAUCAAAUUGACUACCCUCUCUGGGGUCCAAGAAGAAUCUGCUCUUUGCUAUCUUCUCCAAGUUGAUGAGUUUAGAUUUUUAUUGGACUGUGGCUGGGAUGAGCACUUUUCUAUGGAUAUUAUAGAUUCCCUGAGGAAACAUGUUCACCAGAUCGAUGCAGUGCUACUGUCUCACCCUGAUCCUCUCCAUCUCGGUGCCCUCCCAUAUGCUGUUGGGAAGUUGGGUCUGAACUGUGCCAUCUAUGCAACCAUUCCUGUCUAUAAAAUGGGACAGAUGUUCAUGUAUGAUCUUUAUCAGUCUCGACACAAUACAGAAGACUUUACACUCUUUACAUUAGAUGAUGUGGAUGCAGCCUUUGAUAAAAUACAGCAGCUAAAAUUCUCUCAGAUUGUGAAUUUGAAAGGUAAAGGACAUGGCUUGUCUAUCACACCUCUGCCAGCCGGUCAUAUGAUAGGUGGAACAAUAUGGAAAAUAGUCAAAGAUGGAGAAGAAGAAAUUGUUUAUGCAGUUGAUUUCAACCACAAGAGGGAGAUCCACUUAAAUGGAUGUUCCUUGGAAAUGUUAAGCAGACCUUCCCUGCUUAUCACAGAUUCAUUUAAUGCUACAUAUGUACAGCCUAGAAGAAAACAGAGAGAUGAGCAACUUCUGACAAAUGUCCUGGAAACACUUCGAGGUGAUGGAAAUGUAUUAAUAGCAGUGGACACAGCAGGCAGAGUUUUGGAACUUGCUCAACUUCUUGAUCAGAUUUGGAGAACUAAAGAUGCAGGAUUGGGUGUUUACUCAUUGGCUCUCCUAAAUAAUGUCAGUUAUAAUGUGGUGGAGUUUUCUAAGUCCCAGGUAGAAUGGAUGAGUGAUAAAUUGAUGAGAUGUUUUGAAGACAAAAGAAAUAAUCCAUUUCAGUUUCGCCAUCUCUCUUUAUGUCAUGGUCUUUCUGACUUGGCUCGAGUACCUAGCCCCAAAGUUGUACUUGCAAGCCAACCUGACCUGGAAUGUGGAUUUUCAAGGGAUCUCUUUAUUCAGUGGUGUCAGGACCCUAAAAACUCAAUCAUUCUAACUUACAGAACUACUCCUGGGACUUUAGCACGUUUCCUAAUUGAUAAUCCUUCUGAAAAAAUUACGGAAAUAGAGUUGAGGAAACGUGUGAAGCUUGAAGGGAAAGAACUUGAGGAAUACUUGGAAAAAGAAAAACUAAAGAAAGAAGCUGCUAAAAAACUUGAGCAGUCAAAAGAGGCAGAUAUAGAUUCCAGUGAUGAGAGCGACAUUGAGGAAGAUAUUGACCAGCCAUCAGCUCAUAAGACAAAGCAUGACCUGAUGAUGAAAGGUGAAGGUAGUAGGAAAGGAAGUUUCUUCAAACAGGCAAAAAAGUCUUAUCCUAUGUUUCCUGCCCCAGAAGAAAGAAUUAAAUGGGAUGAAUAUGGAGAGAUUAUCAAACCAGAGGAUUUCUUAGUGCCAGAACUUCAAGCUACUGAAGAAGAAAAAAGCAAAUUAGAAUCUGGUUUGACAAAUGGAGAUGAACCCAUGGAUCAGGAUUUAUCUGACGUUCCUACUAAAUGCAUUUCUACAACAGAGUCUAUUGAAAUAAAAGCCAGGGUUACUUACAUAGACUAUGAAGGACGCUCUGAUGGGGAUUCCAUUAAAAAAAUCAUUAAUCAGAUGAAACCACGACAAUUGAUCAUUGUCCAUGGCCCACCAGAGGCCAGUCAAGAUCUGGCAGAGUGCUGCCGUGCAUUCGGUGGAAAAGAUAUUAAAGUGUACAUGCCAAAGCUACACGAAACAGUUGAUGCCACUAGUGAAACACACAUCUACCAGGUGAGAUUAAAAGACUCUCUUGUCAGCUCCCUUCAGUUUUGUAAGGCAAAAGAUGCUGAAUUAGCUUGGAUAGAUGGUGUCUUAGACAUGAGAGUUUCCAAAGUGGACACAGGCGUUAUUUUAGAAGAAGGAGAACUGAAGGAUGAUGCAGAAGACUCAGAAAUGCAAGUAGAUGCCCCUUCAGAUUCUAGCGUUAUAGCACAACAAAAGGCCAUGAAAAGUCUGUUUGGAGAUGAUGAGAAAGAAACAGGUGAAGAAAGUGAAAUCAUUCCGACUUUGGAACCCUUGCCACCUCAUGAGGUUCCUGGACAUCAGUCAGUUUUUAUGAAUGAACCAAGACUAUCAGACUUCAAGCAAGUUCUUUUACGGGAGGGGAUUCAAGCUGAAUUUGUAGGAGGCGUGCUUGUUUGCAACAAUCAAGUAGCAGUCCGUAGAACGGAAACUGGACGCAUCGGAUUAGAAGGCUGCCUUUGUCAAGAUUUUUAUAGGAUAAGAGACCUUUUAUAUGAACAAUAUGCCAUUGUGUAAAGGACGUGAUGUCAAAAAGUAUCUGCUUGACCUUUCUAAGAAAAAAGGAUUCUUACCUUAUUCUAAGCUUUUACUGUUUUGUUUUGUAACAUACGAAAAGAAUCUGCCAGAAAAACUUACAUGUGUUAGAUUUUUAAAAUGUAAAUAUUAAUAGAGAACAUUUUGCUAAUGCUCAAAUGAGCAUUAUAUAGCUUUUGGCUUUCAGAGUGAUAGCGCUCCUAGCAAGUGUACAGGCUCAAGAGUUGAAGGUGAUUGGUUUCCUUUACAGACCCCUUAUUCUAGAAGGGCUUUUUACUUGAAUAAAACAAUGCAACUUAGCAAACCAGUUCAUGGCCUUAGAGAAAUAUGUUUGCAUGAGUUUUUGCAAACUGUUUCUUAUAUAUUCUGGAACGAAAAGUAAGAAUUAUUUAGAAAAAUCAUGCUACAAAAAAACAGAUACAACAGUUUUUUGACACUUAUUUUAAAAAACAACAAAAAAAAUACAUGCUGUGACUGUUCUAAUUUGAAUAUGCAAUUGUUUUGACAUGGAGCACAGGUGCUCCAUGCUUGUAUUUCCUAAUGAUUCACUCUAGAGUAAGGUAGUACACAUUUGGUUCAGAAAUCAAUUUUUCUUUCUCCUAUUUCUUUUAUUAUGAUUUUGUUAUUUUUCAGUUUGAAUUAUGAUAUCAUCAUUUGAAUGUACAUAAUUCAAAAGAACUCCAUGAUGUGUUAAAGUCUUAAGGGCUCUGCAUAGCAUACAUUUUAGACACAUCUUAACCAUCAGCUAGGUUACUGUAUUGGAAACUGUUUAGUGCUCAGUUUUUAAGACUGCAAAUGUUGAACCUCACAUUUUUUAUAAGGUAACAGUAUAAUUUAAUUAACAGGUGUAAAUGUUUUCAUCUCUUAGGCUUGUGCUCUCUUAAGGUUACCCAAGUAGUAAUUGGAUUUUAUACAUAUUACUACAAAAAUAAUGCUGAAGUUGGAUAAGGUUA